Molecule: messenger RNA, 1793 nt
Organism: Tripterygium wilfordii
Lineage: Eukaryota; Viridiplantae; Streptophyta; Magnoliopsida; Celastrales; Celastraceae
Exons: 8
Coding region: 255-1670 (471 amino acids)
Cellular component (GO): plasma membrane
Source: RefSeq, a predicted model, not a curated record
AAUAAUUAAAGCAAAAUAAACAAAAAUUCGCUCGCUUUUUACAGAAACAGGAGCGUGAAGAGUGAGUGUGUGAAAGCGAGAGUCCGCAAAAUCUUCACUGUAUGUAACGUUUCUUCUUCUCUUCGUCUAUCAUCUUAGCAGAGGCUUAGCUAUCAGGUGUUGCUGUGUUAUCGUGACCAAUUCUUUGGUAUAUAAUUUACAGCGUUGGGGUCUAUAUAUCUAAAACUCAAUGUCACCAGAGGGCUAGUGGUACUAUGGACUGUUUCUGGACUGUUAGUCGCAUUAAAGGUUCUCUGUGCCAACAAUUCCUUUUAUUAAUUGUCUGGCUAUCUAGUUUUCAAGAUGUAGUGACCUUACAUAACUUGCUUGAUCCUAGUCAUGUGUCUUCCACAUCCGAGCUACCUAAUCAACCUAGUACUGGACUUUUUGAACCUAUUGAAAUAUCACCUGCAGUAUUUCCGCAUCUUCCAGAUCCUGGUGAAUCUUUGCCACCUAUGUACCCAACUUUUCCUACCACAUAUGAACCAAACUUGACUGGGAAAUGCCCUAUAAGUUUCUCUGCUCUGUCUGGUAUAAUGGACAAAACAGCAUCAGAUUGUUCUCAACCGAUGGCAGAAAUAGUAGGAAAUGUUAUAUGUUGCCCACAGCUUGGUAGUUUACUUCACAUUUUCCUGGGCUACCACAGCAUCAAGUCUGAUAAGUUGGUUUUGCAAAACGCUGUUGCUGAUGAUUGUUUUUCAGAUAUUAUCAGCAUAUUAGCCAGCAGAGGGGCCAACAAGACAAUCCCUGCCAUCUGCUCUGUAAAAUCAUCAAAUCUUACUGGUAGUGCUUGUCCGGUGAAGGAUGUUACAACCUUUGAGAAAAUAGUAAAUACAAGCAAACUUCUGGAGGCCUGCAGCUCUGUUGAUGCUCUUAAAGAGUGUUGUAGACCAAUUUGCCAGCCUGCUAUUAUGGAAGCUGCACUUCAGUUGUCAGGAACAGCUGUGACCAUCAGUGAGAAUAAAAAUGUGGUGGGGGAACCCAAUCAUGUGGACGCACUUAAUGAUUGUAAAGGCGUUGUAUAUUCAUACCUUUCUAAGAAACUCUCAGUUGAUGCUGCGAAUACUGCAUUCCGGAUAUUAUCUGCCUGCAAAGUGAAUAAGGUUUGCCCUUUAAAUUUUACGCAGCCUUUGGAAGUAAUUAAUGCAUGCCGAAAUGUUGCUGCACCUAGUCCUUCCUGUUGUAGCUCGUUAAAUGCUUAUAUUGCGGGGAUACAGACACAAAUGCUAAUCACAAAUAAGCAAGCCAUAAUCUGUGCAACGCUAUUUGGGUCUAUGCUGCGGAAGGGCGGGGUGAUGACAAAUAUAUAUGAGCUAUGCGACGUUGACUUGAAAGAUUUUAGCAUCCAAGCAGCUUUUGGACAACAAGGGUGCCUACUUCGGAGCUUGCCUUCAGAUGUGGUACUUGACAAUUCAACAGGUUUCAGCUUUACAUGUGACUUGACCGACAACAUUGCAGCUCCGUGGCCGUUAUCAUCCUCAAUGUCAUCAUUGUCUCUUUGCGCUCCUGAGAUGUCAUUGCCUGCCCUGCCAACAUCAGCAAGAAAGAAAAAUUCCGGUUGUCGAGGUGGUGGGUUUGAAUAUGUGGUAUCCAUUUUUUCAUUUUUUAUUUUUAGUGCAUUGAUUUACUGAAGAAAUGUGAGAGUUGAGGGUAGCCAUUGUGCAAUUGGGGCUUUUGGGAAUUGACCUUGUGUGCAAAUCCUACGUGUAUAUUUUUGAGUAGCCGUGAUCAAGAGCAGCUGUUCUUUUUCUUUU